AUGGAUACUAACUCAAAGAAGUUAUUAUUUCAACAUUAUGGAUAUCAAAUACAAACUUUAAUUCAACAACAUGAAAAAUUAGAAUUAAAUGUACAAACUUCAAAUAAUAGACUUAUAAUUGAUAAUUUAUCAGAUGAAGAAGAUUAUAAAGAUAAUUAUGAACCAAUUCAAAUCAUUGAUGUAUUAAAUGAUCAAGAUUCACAUUCUGUCAAAACUGUAAACCCACAACAAAGAGGUAUUCAAGGUUUUAAUAAUUUUGAAAAGCAACCAUUAUCAUUUAGAUCGAAAGAAGAAAACAUUAAAAAAAUUGAAUCGAGUUGGUUAUUAAAACAAAUAUUAUUAUCCAUUAAAUUUCACAACAAGAAAUUUGAACCAGUUAUUAAAAAAAAUUUCAACAGUCAAGAUCAAUCAAUAUGUUUAAGAUUUAUUGAGUUUGGCAAAGAAUCUUCACAAAAAGAUAUAACAGCAAUUAUGUCUGAUCAAACUCAUAAAAUAUGCUGUAUAUUUCCCAAGAAACAUUUGUUAAAUUACAUAAGUAAAGGAAAUAUAAAAUUUGAUAAUCCAUUUACUAUUUUGAACUUUAUGUUGAUCAAGAAAUCAAAUUUGAAAUUCACAAAUAUCAAUUUUAUAAAGAAACAUUUUAAAUUUGAUGUUGAUAAAAAUUUAAAAUAUUGUAUUUUAGAAAUAAUUGAAUUUGAAUAUUUACAUAGUGUUAAAUCAGCAAUAACCAAAAAAGUAAAAGGAGAUGAACCAGAAUAUACAAGAAUUAGUAGUAGUGGGAAUGAACAAGAGAUAGAAUCAGAAGAAGAAUUUGAUCCAUAUACUGAAUUUGAAUCUGAUGAUGAAUCUUAUUUUAAAAUUGAAAACUUAAAGUUAAUUUAUAACAAUGAAUUAUAUAGAAGACUUUGUUUGAAUCAAAAAAAUGUGAAGUAG
This is a messenger RNA of Lodderomyces jiufengensis, 933 nucleotides long. RefSeq names its product telomerase subunit (gene EST3). Gene Ontology annotation, biological process: telomere maintenance via telomerase. Bases 1 to 933 code for a protein of 310 amino acids. The record is from RefSeq and is a predicted model, not a curated record. Gene Ontology annotation, cellular component: chromosome, telomeric region; telomerase holoenzyme complex. Lineage: Eukaryota; Fungi; Ascomycota; Pichiomycetes; Serinales; Debaryomycetaceae. The transcript has a single exon. Gene Ontology annotation, molecular function: telomeric repeat DNA binding.